AUGGAGAUCCCCGGAAACAACGAUGAUGCAAAAGGAACAUUGUUUCACCUUCAAGUCACAUCGAGGACCGGGAAAAAGGUGAAGAAGAAGAAGAAGAAGAAGAAGAUAGAACAGAAUUCUGACCUUCCUUGUGAUGUGCUUGAUAUCAUUUCCGAAAAACUAGAUUUGGACGACCUCUUACAUUUUUCUGGUGUGUGCAAGAGUUGGAGGGUUUCUCACAAAAUUUACUGGACAAAUUUCUUGGCAUCCCAAGCACCAUUACUUAUUGAAAUUUGGUGUGAUAAACAUAGCAAACCAUCGUAUUCCUUUAGAAGCCUACCCGACCAAAAAGUUUAUUGGUGGAAGAUGGAUCAAAAGUGCUUCAGGCCGAUUGAAUAUUUUACGUAUUCUGGUGGAUAUUUUAUCAUGGGGAAGGACAAUAACUCAUUAAUGCUAAUCAAUCCAUUUACAAGAAUAAACAAGGUAAUCAAUACCUCCUCAACCUUUCAAGUUAAUCUUGGUUGUCAUGCUUUGCUUGCUUUUGGCAAAUGCUCCCAGGAAUUUGUCUUCGUGGUUUUAGGCGGAUGGCCAAAGAGUUUGCAUGUCUAUCAAUCUCGAAAUUGUGGUUGGGUUACUUAUCCGACAAUGGAAAAUGUAGGGAAGGUUAUUGACUUUGUUGUUUUGCAUAAUAUAAUAUAUGUUGUCACUGACAAGGCCAACAUAGGGGUACUCAGCUUGAAUUCUGCAAAUAUUAAAUUUCUAAAACUAAAGAGUACUCCCAAUAUAACACCAAACCCGGGCUUUAAACCGCACCUUGCGUUGGUUAAUUGUGAUGAGCAACUAUUACUAGCUCAUUUUAAGUACUUCGAAAUAAAGGAUGUAUACAAGAUAGACUUCUCAACGAUGAGUUAUGUCAAACUGAAAACUUUGGGAGACAAUGCAUUAUUUUAUUCUUGGGACAAGAGUUGUUAUUCUUUGAGCAACCCGAACAAGUGGGGAUAUGAGAGAAAUUAUGUUUAUGUUAGUAGUCUUUCACGCGUAGAAGUUAGUGUGUAUUCAGGGGAUGAUAAAAAAUGCACUCCAUUUCUAACUCCUGAUGAAAGUCAUUCAUACACUCAUUCCUUCACACUCGAUUGGUGUUUUAGACAUGUACGAUAUGAGGUAGAUUAUUCUCUAGUUGAGUAG
Trifolium pratense (red clover) is the source of this 1164-nucleotide messenger RNA. RefSeq names its product F-box protein At3g56470-like. The coding region runs from base 1 to 1164 and encodes 387 amino acids. Lineage: Eukaryota; Viridiplantae; Streptophyta; Magnoliopsida; Fabales; Fabaceae. The transcript is spliced from 2 exons. Gene Ontology annotation, molecular function: protein binding. The record is from RefSeq and is a predicted model, not a curated record.